AUGGCUGUACAGGUCGAAGUAAAAAAGGAAGAUGAAAUUACAUUUCACAGUAUCAAUUUCAUUAAAGCAGAUAUAAUCGACGAAGAAAAUGAUACAUCAGCUCAAUAUGUAUUAGAAGGAAGGGUUUUUCCGCUAUCAGAUUCCCAACAAAAACAAUUUAAUUGGCAAGCUAACGCAAGAAUUCAUGUGAACGGUGGAGAGUAUUUAGGGUUUGUAAGAAAAGAUGGCUCUUUCACAAUACAAAAUGUACCUGCUGGAUCUUAUAUUGUUGAAGUACUACAUCCAGAAUUUGCUUUCGAGCCAGCUAGAGUGGAAAUCAAUUCCAAAGGAAAAUUCAGAGCUAGAAAAGUAAAUCAUAUUAAAACUUCAGAAGUCAUGGUUGUACCAUACCCUUUGAGGAUGAAAGCAUUGGGAAAAACUCGUUAUUUCCAACUAAGAGAACAAUGGAGGAUAACAGAUCUGCUUUUUAAUCCCAUGGUCAUGAUGAUGGUAUUGCCACUACUUUUGAUUAUGGUCUUGCCAAAAAUGAUGAAUGAUCCAGAAACAAAAAAAGAAAUGGAGCAAAUUCAAAAUAUGGCCAAAUUUGAAAUGUCUGAUAUGGUAUCAAAUUUCUUGGCUGGUUCUUCUCAAGCUGAUAAAACUGAUAAAGGUCAAGUUCUUAAUAAGAAAAAUCAAAAAAUCAGAAAAAGGAUAGAGAAAUAAUAUUAAUUAUUAGUUAUUUAAUGACUAGAAUUAGAAAUUAAACUAAAGUCACAUAGGUAAUAUUUGUUUUUACUAUUUAAAGACCUUGUAUUUAUUUGUCUAUAAAAUAUGAAAUAAUUUGUGAAUAGAACAAAAAUGUAUUUGGUAUUUUUACAUUUUAUUACUAAAAUUGUAAAUUGAACUAGUCUAAAAUAAAAUACAAGUUGGUCUCUAUAAGUUCCUACUGAACAAGCUACCCUAUCAAUUUAUUUUGUGGUGCUGCAUUACAUCCAAUGAUGAACAACUACUAGACUAAUUUUGUUUACAAUAAUCGAAAUGCAAACAUUGAAAGUGUCAUCCAAGUAGAUGUCAAAUAAUUAUGAGAGAGUAUGGAAUAAUUAUUACUGGCAUAGGUCAAAAAACUUAGAAAAAUUAAGUCAGGUAAAUUUCUUGGUCUAAUAGUAAAAAACAUUGACUGUUUAAAAAUCAGACUUUUUUGUCAUUCAAACUCUUUUGUAAACUUUUAAUUUGCUCUUUAUACAUUAUCUUUUGCUUGUAUAUCUACUAAUAUAAAGAAAUAUGUUUACCAAAACAAUAAUUUCAAGUCAAAUUACUUAUUUUGAUGAUCAUUUGUGCACUUCAGAACAACUCCUUCAGCUACCAUUCUUCCUAAUAAUUUUGCUGUAUUAUUUGCAUCAUGUAAACCACAAUGUUCUCUUCCUUCAAAUUCAAGGCCGACUUCAAAUAAAGCACCAAGUAGCCCUUUUGGUUUUCUCAUAUAAUGCAUUCUAUAAAGAGCUCUAACAUCUAGCCAUCUGCUAAAUAUUUCUGGUAGGUUUAUUUGUUUACGCCUACAUUCAUUUUUAAGACAGUUUCCUAAAUCCCAAUCAGACCAAGUAGCAAAUAUGCAUCUAUUACUUAUUGGAGCUGUGGUUUCAAAGGAAAUUCCGUAUUUACUUUUGAUACUUUCUAACCAACUCUUAAAUAACAUCAUGCAGGUUUUUAUCGGAACUCCAUUGUCAACUUGAUGUUGAGUAAUACCAGUUAAGUUGUUGCAAAACCUGCUUAAUUUUGGAUAUUCUGUCGGCAUAACGUAUUGAUGAAAGUAUGUAACUAUAGAAGCUUCUUCUACAUUAUAUAAAACACAAGGGAAUUCGAUGAUUUCUGUAUAUCCUCUAUUAUUAUCAUUUCUCUCCCAACAAGUGGCCUCAAAAUCUAUUAUUAAUACAUACUUGAAUUGUUGCUUCCUGCAUGUUUCUUUUAAUUCAUUUUGAACAACAAUUAAUUCCGUACAAUUAAGAGUUCUAGCUAAAUCCAAAAGUUUCAUUCCUUGAUGAUGAUAAUAAUUUAAUAAUAUUUAAAUUCUGUUUGAAAAUAUCGCAUCAAGAUCCGUUAAGUUCGGACUUCGGACAGUGUUGCCAGUUCCC
Psylliodes chrysocephalus is the source of this 2108-nucleotide messenger RNA. Lineage: Eukaryota; Metazoa; Arthropoda; Insecta; Coleoptera; Chrysomelidae. The record is from the annotation of a GenBank genome assembly.